Molecule: messenger RNA, 2169 nt
Organism: Neoarius graeffei (lesser salmon catfish)
Lineage: Eukaryota; Metazoa; Chordata; Actinopteri; Siluriformes; Ariidae
Gene: acot11a
Product: acyl-CoA thioesterase 11a
Exons: 16
Coding region: 116-1840 (574 amino acids)
Cellular component (GO): extracellular exosome
Molecular function (GO): lipid binding; thiolester hydrolase activity
Source: RefSeq, a predicted model, not a curated record
GGACAAAUCUCGCGAGACUCGCUAUGACGUGAAAACGUUUAGAUUAACAAGCAAAACCGCAAUAAGACACGUGGCUCGGCAGUGCAGUGAAGAGGUUUAUUGGAAGGUUACCAGGAUGGCAGAGCUGGACAAGCCAGACCUGAUCAUGGCAGAUGGACGAGUGUAUCGCAACCCUACAGAGAUGAAGAUGAGCCAGAUCAUACUUCCCUGCCAUGCCAACCAUCGCAAGGAACUGAGCGUCGGGCAGCUGCUCAAGUGGAUGGACUCCACCGCCUGCCUCUCUGCUGAAAGACAUGCAGGGUGUUCCUGUGUCACAGCCUCCGUGGAUGACAUUCACUUUGAGCACACAAUCAGUGUUGGACAAGUGGUUAACAUCAAGGCUAAAGUCAACAGAGCUUUCAAGUCAAGCAUGGAGGUGGGGAUCGUGGUGAACUGUGAGGACCUGUACAGUAACUGCCACUGGAAAGUCUGCCAAGCUUUUGCCACCUUUGUGGCUCGACGCACAGGUAAAGACAAGGUCCAGCUGAAGCCACUGGUCCCUUACACACACCUUGAGAAGUUGGAGUACAGCGUCGCUGCUGAGAGAAGGAGGAUGCGAUUGCUGCAUGUCGACAUCAUGAAAGCUCUGUUGAGUGACAGCGCUUUCCAGACGAGCAUUAGCGAGCAAGUGUGUGGAGGGCAAGAUGAGGAGGAAGUAGUACCAAGUGAGAGAACCCGAGUAGAGAGCGUUGAGCUGGUUCUGCCUACACACGCCAACCACCAGGUGAACACGUUCGGAGGCCAGAUCAUGGCGUGGAUGGAAAACGUAGCCACCAUUGCUGCUAGCCGGUUAUGCCACGCCCACCCGACAUUGAGGGCGAUAGACAUGUUCCAUUUCAGAGGACCGUCUCAAGUCGGAGACCGUGUGAUCCUCAAAGCCAUAGUCAACAACACUUUCAAGAACAGUAUGGAGGUGGGUGUGUGUGCAGAGGCGUAUCAGGGGGAGGAGCCACUGAGACACAUUAACAGUGCGUUUAUGACAUUUGAGGUGCUGGAUGAUGAGGGCAGACCACGCCCACUACCUCAGAUACGACCUGAACUGUUGGAUGGAAAAAGGAGAUACCAAGAAGCGAUUGCCAGAAAGAAGAUUCGACUUGACAGAAAAUACAUCAUCUCCUGUAAGCACACUGAAGUGCCCUUGUCUGUCCCCUGGGACCCCACUAACCAGGUGUACCUGAGCUACAAUAAUGUGUUUGCGCUCAAGACGUUAGCAGCCAGAAACAACUGGGUUCUCAGUUGGAAGAAGAACAACGUCGGGCUGUACACCCUGGAGGAGAAUCAGAGCCUUUGUGUCAGGGUUGAAUCCGAGGUGAACAUUCCUGCAGCAAGAGCUUUCCUCCUGCUCUCGGAUCUCAGCCGCAGGCCCGAAUGGGAUAAGCAUUACAAAAGGUGCAAGCUCAUCAUCAAAGUCGACGAAGAUGAUCUGAUCUACCACGUUCUCGCUCCGCCAGUGACCGAAGGAGGAAAAGACCAGGAUUUCAUCCUGCUUGCCUCCAGGAGGCCACCGUGUGACACUGAAGAUCCAUAUGUUCUUGCUAUACGUUCGGUCACUCUUCCCACACACCCUCCAGUGGAGGACCUGAACAGGGGGGAGAUGCUCUGUGCAGGAUUCACUAUUUAUGCCAUGUCUGAAAAUGUAUCAAAGAUCUCUUACUACAACCAGACCAACCCAGGCGUGUUACCGUACAUCGCCACAGACAUCGCCGGACUCUCGUCCCAUUUCUGUUCCAACUUCUAUUCCUGUAGCCAGUACCUGAUGGACAACCGAGUUGGACCUUCUGUCAUCUCAACACCUCUGUAGCACUCGUUACUGUCACUAACCUGUUCAUUUUUUCAACCAGAACAAACUUUUUCCAAAGAAAACACCAGACUUGUGAUUUGUUACUUUAUUUUGUCAAUUUAUGGUCACGCAGUUUGGGUGAAUAGUUCUGUGUAUGUAUAUUAAACAUUUACUAAAGGUUUAAAUAUUGAAUUGGGUCAAUUUAAAACAUAACAUCAGAGGCAUUACAAGUGGUGUGUUUGGUUCCAAGUAUGGCAUUAUCUCAUCUCAUUAUCUCUAGCCGCUUUAUCCUUCUACAGGGUCGCAGGCAAGCUGGAGCCUAUCCCAGCUGACUACGGGCGAAAGGCGGG